UGUCGUGGCCGCCAAUUCAGCAGCAGCGCACUCUCCCGUCCAGCAUCCCGACCUCAUCAGCGGCGAGCUUCACCUCUGGUUCGUUCUGUUCUCUGAACUCCGAAGAGAUAUGGCGUCCAGGGCGGCUCUCCUGGCGCUUCUGCUCUCGGCGUUCGCGGCGGCGUCGGCGGUGGCGCAGCUGGACGAGAAGUUCUACAGCCAGUCGUGCCCCAGCGUGGAGGAUGUCGUCCGGAAGGAGAUGGUGCGCGCGCUCUCCGUCGCGCCCAGCCUCGCCGGCCCCCUCCUCAGGAUGCACUUCCACGACUGCUUCGUCAGGGGGUGCGACGGCUCCGUCCUCCUUGACUCCACGGCGAACAACACCGCGGAGAAGGACGCGAAGCCGAACCUGACGCUGCGCGGCUUCAGCUUCAUCGAGACGGUCAAGGCCGCCGUGGAGAAGGCGUGCCCUGACACCGUCUCCUGCGCCGACUUGCUGGCCCUCAUGGCCAGGGACGCCGUGUGGCUGAGCAAGGGCCCGUUCUGGGCGGUCCCUCUGGGGCGGCGAGACGGCAGGGUGUCCAUCGCCAACGAGACCAAGCAGCUGCCGCCGCCGACGGGCAACUUCACGAAGCUGACCCAGCUGUUCGGCGCCAAGAACCUGGACACCAAGGACCUGGUGGUGCUGUCCGCCGGCCACACCAUCGGCACGUCGCACUGCUUCUCCUUCUCGGACCGGCUCUACAACUUCACGGGGCUGGACAACGCCCGCGACAUCGACCCGACGCUGGACCUGGCGUACAUGGCGCGGCUCCGCGGCAAGUGCACGAGCCUGGACGACAACACCACGCUGGUGGAGAUGGACCCAGGGAGCUUCAAGACCUUCGACCUGAGCUACUUCGCCAACGUGGCCAAGCGCAGGGGCCUCUUCCACUCCGACGGCGCGCUGCUCACCGACCCCACCACCCGCGCCUACGUGCUCCGCCACGCCACGGGGAACUACAAGGAGGAGUUCUUCGCCGACUUCGCCGCGUCCAUGCUCAAGAUGGGCGCCGUCGACGUGCUCACCGGCAGCCAGGGAGAGAUCAGGAAGAAGUGCAGCGUCGUCAACUAAACCUGGCGACCGGCCGGCCGGCCGGCCGGAGCACAGACGACUGUGUGUAGUUCAGGCACUUUUGGUCUGAGAGAUGUAUGAAUGUUACCCUCAGUUUCUCUAAUCUUUCUCACUUUUUUCUUUACUGCAAUUGAUUGAUUAUUUUGUUACAGCUAUGUAUGUAUUUAUGUAUGUAAAUCUGCCCCUCAUCUUCAGGUUCCAUCAGGAUCUCAUGAUACUUCAUACAAUAAACCUUUUUUGAUUUGUCCA
Molecule: messenger RNA, 1339 nt
Organism: Sorghum bicolor (sorghum)
Lineage: Eukaryota; Viridiplantae; Streptophyta; Magnoliopsida; Poales; Poaceae
Product: peroxidase 1
Exons: 3
Coding region: 110-1090 (326 amino acids)
Biological process (GO): hydrogen peroxide catabolic process; response to oxidative stress
Cellular component (GO): plant-type cell wall; plasmodesma
Molecular function (GO): heme binding; peroxidase activity
Source: RefSeq, a predicted model, not a curated record